Rattus rattus (black rat) is the source of this 1171-nucleotide messenger RNA. It is a transcript of the gene Prrg1, whose product is annotated as proline rich and Gla domain 1. The record is from RefSeq and is a predicted model, not a curated record. The transcript has 4 exons. NCBI's taxonomy places the organism in Eukaryota, Metazoa, Chordata, Mammalia, Rodentia, Muridae. The coding region runs from base 120 to 773 and encodes 217 amino acids. Gene Ontology annotation, cellular component: extracellular region. Gene Ontology annotation, molecular function: calcium ion binding.
GAGAAUCGUCAUUCAAGACCUGUCAGAAGCCACAAGAAAAAAAAUGGGAAGAGAAUGCUGGGAUCAAAGAUGCACUCCAUCCACCCUGCUGAUUAGAUUUAGUUUGACUGAAGAGAAAGAUGCAUGUUUUCCUCACGGGAGAAAAAGCAAACUCAGUCCUAAAACGCUACCCAAGAGCAAAUGGGCUUUUUGAAGAAAUAAGACAGGGCAACAUCGAGCGUGAGUGCAGAGAAGAAGUCUGCACAUAUGAAGAAGCCAGAGAGGCUUUUGAAAAUCAUGAAAAAACCAAGGAGUUUUGGAGCACCUACACAAAAGCACAACAAGGAGAAACCAACAGAGGAAGUGACUGGUUUCAAUUUUAUCUUACUUUUCCACUAAUCUUUGGCCUCUUCAUUAUUCUCCUUGUCAUUUUCUUAAUCUGGAGAUGCUUUCUAAGAAACAAAACUCGGAGACAGACAGUGACUGAAAGCCACAUUCCUUUCCCUCAACAUCUUAACAUCAUUACUCCACCUCCUCCACCAGAUGAAGUCUUUGAUAGCAGUGGAUUGUCUCCAGGGUUUUUGGAAUAUGUUGUUGGGCGCUCAGAUUCAGUUUCCACUCGCCUUUCCAACUGUGAUCCCCCACCGACAUACGAGGAAGCCACUGGCCAGGUGAAUCUGAGAAGGAGUGAAACAGAACCUCAUUUAGACCCACCACCAGAAUAUGAGGAUAUAGUCAACUCCAGUUCAGCCAGUGCCAUCGCUAUGGUGCCUGUGGUCACCACCAUCAAAUGAAGCUGUAAAUCAUUUUUUUUUACUUUAAUCAUUUCUAAAAUACUAAUGGAAAAACUUUCUAGCACUUUAAUACUACAGAAAUGUGCAUUGACUUAUUUUAUUAGACUCUUAGAGCAUACCACUUCACAUUUACUGGUUUGAUUUAUCUUUGGUUUUGUUUCUUAUUAUAAAAUCAUUAACUGUGUUUGUUUUUUUACAAGAGGAAACAUGAAUGAAAGACAUAUCAGUGGCAGUCUUUAUGUGCCAUAAGGAAUACACAUGUAUGCAUAUAGCCACAUAUAUACCAUCUAAUUUAUGUACAACUAACUUCUACUACACCACCAAUAAAAACAGCAUUACUCACAAAAAUUAAAAAGUCAGGGGGCACAAACAGUGUAUGUGAUAGACAGCAACAUGCA